UCUUGUUAUUUGUCGCCUUAGAUGUUUAGUCAAAAUCUUCUGUUGAGACAAGAAUUUCCUAACCAACAAUUUCUAAAAGCGACGCAUAAAAGUGAUUCAACAGAUAUCUACAUAAAACUAUUCUUCGAAUUUUUGUAAAGAAACCAUUUUUAGUAUUAUUGUUAGAUGGCGAGGCUUUCAUUUUAAUAAUACAUCUUAAAACUACGGCUUAAAGGCACUUUAUGUUGCGACUAAGUAACAAAGAAACUGGAAUGAACUCUGGCCUAACUAUGAUUCUCCGCCACUAUAAACGGACCAAAUUGAUAUCAUAUUUUUUCCUUUCACUCGUGGAUUCGGAUUCCUAAUAUAUUAUUAAAAAAUAAUUUAUCAGUGUCGGCAAAAACUGGUCUGAUUUUUUAUCAAAUCAAAAAUCUCUUUUCAACCCCCCCCCCAUUUCAAAUUUCCCAUUUUUUCAAUGGUUUUACGUGUUGCUAUGGCUGAAGGCAUGUUGUUCUAAAGUAAGGUAAGAACAACAAAUAUGAUCGCAGUAUUUAGUUUGUUCACCAUGCAAAACUUCUUUUACAUCAUGACAAGUUUUUUUAAAACUGAAAUUCAAAUAUGGGCGGAAAGUGGAAAACAGCCAAUCAGAGACAAAUUAAGCGAAGAACAGAUCAUUUAACAAAUCUUCCCCUUUUCUACGGUGAGUUCCCUUACCCUUUUUAGAGCAAAAAAAUUAAGUACAUCGAUUGAACAAAUGACAUUAUCAGCGGGUUUAACGGCUGCAGAUUUGAUCUGUUUGAAGAACAAUUCUAACUGCAAUGAUAACUGUGGCCGAAAUAUUACGUGAUUCUUAACUUCUGUUUUCUUGGGGAUUUUUUUCCGAACAGCUUCUAGUUGAAAACAGUUUACAGGCUUUGGUAAAUUUUCUCAGAUUCCUAACAAAAAAUAUAUCGAGGAGCUGCUUAGCAGGACAGACUCAUUGACCGGAUUUUAUUUGUUUUCAUUUUCAGAGAUAAAUAAUUUUUUUUUGCAGUUAUGAAAUAUAUCCAACGAAUCACUACGCAUCACUCAUUUUAACACACAAGUUUUUUUUAUUAAUUCGAUUUCGAUUUGAAGUCGCUUCUACUCUAACACAAACACAACUUGUCAUCACAACAGCUUCGAAAAAGCGAGUCGCAUACUAUUAUAGUUUAUUGGCUUUCAUUCAUUGUUUUUAUUGAAGCUAUCCCAUUUUUCCACCAUUAUACGGUAAAGCAGAGGAAAUGUUGGAAUGAUUCAAUAAAAAAAACAAAUGAAAGCCAACAACCUCUAAUUUUCUGCCACUCCCUUACCAAUCAUCGUUAGGAAAUUGGAUUGCCUCCAAAAAUUGUUGGAAUGACACAAAAAUUUUUUUACUCCACUCUUUUGUUUACACUUUUGCUUACACAUUGUCAGAGGGAAAAGUUUUUCUAAAAAACCGGACCAGUCAAUAAAUUUCCUGAAAUAAGUAUCCUAUUUUAAAUAAACAGUUCCAUUUUUGAACAAUUGUGUGAAUAUGUUAUGGUUAUUUUUCUUUUUCUUUUUUGAAUCUUCGUUGCUUCUUUGUUUCGACUUCAUCAUUGUUCGUGUUGUAAAUCUUCUGGCUUCAUAAUGCGUCGAUUAAGUUAUAUUGGUACGAACACUUCCAAUCGGAUUUUGAACUUGGAGCCAGAUUUUGGAAUAUUCUAGAGAACGUUUUACUAAUGAAUGAUAAACGGCACUUAAAAAUAACUAGAAUUUGCCAAAAUGUUUAGCUUUUUGCAAGUUUUUUCUUAAAGUUUUUUAUGUUUUGUUUUCAACGUUAACUGGUCAGAACAUUUGGUGCUACUUGCGCAGCAACUUCAACCUUCAUUUUAUUGUUACAAGUUAAUUUGUCUUAUAUUUCUUCGUGCUAAAUUUAUUACAAUUUGCAAUUUAUUAUUACAAUUUAACAAUUCAUAACAAUUUAUUACAUUUAAUUUACGAGAUUGAAAAUGAAUAAGAGUCAAAGUCAUCAGGCUUUCAACAACUACAGACACGCUUACGAGAGCACAGUACGAGGAAGCAACAGCUACCAGGCAGUGACAGUGCAGUACCCCCCUUCAAGACUAGUUCUGAUCGAUCCCCAGCCCCCCGUUUUGCCCAGAAUCUGCUGCGCCAAUCACAGCACCUGUGUGGCCCACCUGGAGCACAACUGGCGGGAGUGCAUGACAGCCGGACUGACUCUGAUGUUCUUCACCUGUGUCACCAUGUGUCUAGCGGCCCUCAUCCUGCUCGCCUUCCCCAGAUACGGGAGCUUACCCCUUGCCAUCGCAUGCAUAUUCUCCAGCACACUGCAAUUGUCAGUUGGUUUCUUCAGCAGUAUGUUUUCCCACAAACGACCAACCAGUGCCAGCGAAUGCUUCAACUACCUGUGCUUCGUGAGUUCUGUGUUGGGAGGUUUUCUGUCCCUCGCUAUGAUCAUCAUCAUCUCUGUCGCUCUCUCGCAAAAUGCAUCUGAGUACGAUUAUGUUGAGAGCGGACCUAUCGAAAGACACAUCUAUGCCAAAGAAGAAAUGUUUAAGAAUUGUGGUGGCGACUGUGAGGCGUAUUGGCUGAUGCUGGUGUUCCUCUGCUGCGGAUACUUCACCUCGCUCGCCCUUCUAGUGUUUCUAGCUAACAUGGUCAACAAAAUCAAACACCUGCAGAGACACAUUGCCAUGGUCAAAUAACCUAAUAACCUACCAAAAAAUGAAGAAACAGCGCCUGGCAAUAGUAAUCAUAAUAGUUGGGUUCCAGGAAAC
Messenger RNA from Symsagittifera roscoffensis, 2759 nucleotides. RefSeq lists its product as uncharacterized. The transcript is spliced from 6 exons. Bases 1971 to 2687 code for a protein of 238 amino acids. Lineage: Eukaryota; Metazoa; Xenacoelomorpha; Acoela; Convolutidae. The record is from RefSeq and is a predicted model, not a curated record.